This is a messenger RNA of Manis javanica (Malayan pangolin), 591 nucleotides long. NCBI's taxonomy places the organism in Eukaryota, Metazoa, Chordata, Mammalia, Pholidota, Manidae. The record is from RefSeq and is a predicted model, not a curated record.
AUGGGCAGACGGGGGACAGGGCAGGGGCCGCGCACGGGCUCUUCGCUCGCACGGCCCCCUCGGGUCCCAGCUGAGCACCCGCCCCCAGACCUUCAGAGCCGAGCACGUCGCCACCCACGCGGGGCUGCCCAAGGCAGGGACCUCGGUGCUGUCCCCGGCUCCUCCCUCGUCCUCCCCGGGCAGUUGCCGAUCCUACCUCCUGAGUGUCCACCACCCCAGCACCCCGCCUCCAGCCCUACAGCUGCAGCUCACUUGAGGCCUCGUGCCCAGUCACCACGGCAGCCUCGAGCUGCCCUCGAGCCCUCAGCCACCACUCCUGCCCUGGACGGUCUCACCUCCCACGCCAGCCCUGUGCUCAAGGGCCCUACAGUGGCCCCGUUGGCAGCGACGCAGUCCAAGCUCGAGCUGUGCCCACCCCGCAUCUGGAAUCCACCCCAGCCUCUCCAGCUUCGUUCCUUUCCACCACCUGCUCCAGAUCUCACACUCCCUGAGCACAAGCACGUGGGCUGUCCCUUCCCCGCACCUCCUGCGCCACCUCCGCGCAUUGCUCCCUGUGACCUCUCGGGCUCAGCUCAGCACCCACCCCCAUGA